This is a messenger RNA of Sesamum indicum (sesame), 1915 nucleotides long. Its product is annotated as plasma protein. NCBI's taxonomy places the organism in Eukaryota, Viridiplantae, Streptophyta, Magnoliopsida, Lamiales, Pedaliaceae. The record is from RefSeq and is a predicted model, not a curated record.
GAAAGUUGAGGGUAAGAAUUGAAUUGUUGAAAUAGUUGAAGCAUUAAAAUAAAUUCAAAGGUAAAAGCAAAAGAAUUCCAACUGAAUGUGCAGAAAGUUUUCCCAUUUCACAAGAGAGAGAGAGAGAGAGAUGCAGAAGAAGAGGCUUAAGCAUUAAGAUUUCAGAACCAUAUAAAAGUUUACUGCUUCACAUUAUUUGUGGUUUAUUCAAGAAAAGUUAAACAGUUUCAAAGCUAAGGAUGUGGGCUGAGCUGAUAUGUGGUCUGCUUCUUUACCGCUUGGUCAAGCGCUUCUUUUGCGAAGACGACGCCCACCUCAAUCUCCAUUCCUCCAACUUCAAUUUCCUCUUCGCCUCCGCCAAAAGGUUGGAAAAGCUUUAUCGAGGAUCCAAAGUUUACGUUGGCCUCCAAAUUCCAGACCCUGAUUCUGCUUCUCGCCAGAAUAUUGAUCUUGUUCUCGUCACUGACCAGGAGGCUGUGGUGAUUUCCGUAAGGAAUGUAUCAGGAUUUGUGUCCAUUGAUAAAGAUGGUAAUUGGGCGUGCACCAAUGCAAAGAACCACAAAACUGAGCAUAUCCCCAACCCUGUAGCUGAAACCAAAAAAUUAGUCUCCAUCCUUGAAGAUUAUCUUGAGCAAAGGGGAGUUGCUCUCCCAGAAGGAUAUUUGUCUUAUAAGGUCAUAUGUCCUAACCCAGACUUUAGGUCCAUUCAUUUGGACUCUUUUCCACCUGAGGUUAUUACCUACGAUCAGUGGACCCAAUUAAAACCCGAGCAAAGAAGUUUGUAUUCUGGAUGGAUCAAAGGUGCACUUCUUGGUGGAAAGAAGAAAAUGCAGGAGUCAUUUUGUGAGAAGCUGAAUUCUGUUCUCAGCACCGCUCCAAUUUGGGAUAGGUUAGAGCUCAAAGGCAACAAGUGUAUUUUAGGUGAAUUUAUUGAAUUCAAAGGCAGACAGGAUGACCUUCAGGCUUUAAGAAAGAUCAAAAGAUCCAAAGUGAGUCGCCUGACUGUCCAGAAGAUGAGCAUUUUUGGUUUUGCUCAUUCGACAGUCCAACUUUUGUGUGCUCCUCGUGAUUAUCGAGUUGAAGGACCUUCGUGGUCUUCACAGUUGGAAGAAGUCACUGUUAGAUCAAGCACAGAGGUAGUUUUCCAGCCACAGAAUUCCACAAAAUCAUGCAAGUAUAAGCUUUCUUCAGUUAUUUCCUUGUCGAUGAGUGCUUGAGGGUGUAUAGUAGCCACAUCCAAGCAGCGGUUUGUGUGGAACAGUCAGCAGUUCUGUGGUCAUUGAAUUUUAUGGUUGUUGAUAUGUAGAGUAGGAGUUAAUAAUUAUCAACUGCUGAGUUAGACUGCCAGAAUUCAAUCCUAGCUUGUCCAAGUUAGGUGGGGAAGGUACUUAUAACUAAAUCUUAUUACUCAGCGUUCUGGUCAACUUCUCCAAUUUGAUAAAAAUAAUUGAUGUAGAUAGAUCAAAUGUGAAAGAGAAUGGGAGCUGUUAGGCAGGGAGCAGACGUCGUUUCAUGGGGGGUUCUGGGUCAUCAUAGCCAGCUUAACCAAAAUUAAGUUAAGCUGAUGUUCUAGCAGUUUAAAGGAACAUGAAUCAUUAUUGGCACAUUAAAGAAUGUAAUGUAGUUUAGAACAACAAAAUACAUCCCCUCGGGCUCAGGGUUGGAGCAGUGUGGGUUGAGUUCAUUGUAAAGAAUAAUCCUAAGGCAUAAAUUAUUCUACACUAAUUGCUUGGUUCAAAGAAUGAGGCAUGGCAUAUUACAUCCACAUAUUUCUCUACUAAAAGAAGAGGGAGUGGGGAGUAUUCGUUUCCAGUCAAGAUGCAUUGCAUGUGGAGUGCAUCAUGUGGGACAGGACACAAUCAAUGGUUGAGCAGCACUUGCGGAGGUGGAGACUCUGCUUCCCACUCCACUUGGA